Messenger RNA from Aedes albopictus (Asian tiger mosquito), 30649 nucleotides. RefSeq names its product plasma membrane calcium-transporting ATPase 1 (gene PMCA). The record is from RefSeq and is a predicted model, not a curated record. Gene Ontology annotation, biological process: calcium ion transmembrane transport; regulation of cytosolic calcium ion concentration. The coding region runs from base 2225 to 5827 and encodes 1200 amino acids. NCBI's taxonomy places the organism in Eukaryota, Metazoa, Arthropoda, Insecta, Diptera, Culicidae. The transcript has 6 exons. Gene Ontology annotation, molecular function: ATP binding; P-type calcium transporter activity; ATP hydrolysis activity. Gene Ontology annotation, cellular component: plasma membrane; intracellular membrane-bounded organelle.
GCGUGGCUUGUUGUACUUACGAUAUUGAUCGGAGGAGGAAUCCGAUGCGGGUCCGCUGGUAAUCUGUCCACCCUUCGACGUCGUCGUCUGUCGCGAUCCGUACGGUGUCCACUCCGCCCCCACCGGGGAACCGUUUUUAUUCCGCCCGUGCCGCUGGAAGUGUGAAAGUUUGGCCGUGCAAAAACGACAGUGUCCCUCCCGAUCGGGAUCCAUCAUUACUCCGGUCGUCAGUGUUAUCGGGUGGUCGUGGCCUACCGUCGAAAGUGGUUGGUUUGUUAGUGUUGUCCGAACUAUUUUACGACGGUGCGACCAGUGCGAAUCCGGUUUUCAAGUGUGCUGACAGUGGAGAAAUUCCCCGGAACGUGAGUGGCAUUAUUUGCUGUUGGUAGUGUAUACACACAACACCGGCGAGACGUUUGAGUCGGGACAAUCUUGUGCUGGAUUGCAAACAAAAAAAGUUGAAGCAUUUUGUUCUGGUGAUCUGCGGCAAAUGUGUUCUCUGUUAUUUUAGAUGCGAGUUACACGCUUCGGUGUGCGUGGGCAGUAAAUCAAGGCAUCUGAAUUCAGCAGCUGUUGAACGGCGAUCACUCGGCCCUGUCUUCGCUUACAGCGCAACGAUAAAAGCAUUUUCUACAGAGCGAAUUUUUCCUCGCAUCGACGGUGGAUCGCUCCCGCAAAUUCACCACGUAUCUACACGUCGGGCCAUACUCAGACUUAGACUCGAAUCCCAGUGUCAGCAGUUAGCCGUGAGGAGUCUCUGGUGUGUCUGUUGCUGUGUUUAGAGCUCCACCAAUUUUCUCGAAUGGCUCCCAUUCUUUGACAGUCGACGAGAUCGACGAGAGGUGGCCCCCAGCGCGCGAUCAAUGAAGCCCCGAUCUACGGCGGCCAACUCGUCCUGGACUGCUUACUCGUAGCGCUCUAGCGGCGAAGGGAAGAAAUCUCCUCUAGUGUGGAUUUUAUGUGUGCAAACGAAAAUCGAAAAAAUAGUAUCAAAAAGUUUCUCGUUGGAGUCCCAUAAAAAAAAGAGAACAUCAAGAGCGAACAACACUACAGUGCGUGAGUGAGUGAGUGAGAGAACUGACUCUCGUUUUUCGUUCGAAAGAAUUAGUGUGGCAAGUGGUGAGUGGAAAAAUCGACCGUGGAAAACGCGGCUGGUCAGCAUCGCUAUUCUCCUUCCCGCUAGGACGGAUUUUUGAACGGAAGAAACCGCCGCGAGAAAAGAAAAACACAAGUAAUCACCCUCCAUGCGCCAGGUCGGCUGAUACUCAAGGUUCGUAAAGCUAGCCGUAGCUCUUGAUCAGACGUUUUCGACGGAAAGAUAAAAAUCGACCGAUCCCGUGAGGAGUGUGUUUCAUUCGCCACCACAAGGAACAACCGCCGGGCGAAAGCAACAAUCGAACCCAACGCCACCCCCGCCAUCUCCGGUGGAGGGCGAACUAAGCGCCCGCGCCAGGCAGCAUAGGAAAAAGGCAUCAGAACGGCGGCCGUGAAAAGUAGUGUGCCCAUCGAUUGUGUGUUUUUCCUUAGGAAACGAAGGCGAAGGAGAGACGAUACACAGCCCCCGGCCCCGCCAACGCCGUCGUCGUCGUAAUCGAUUCAGAAUUUUUGCCGGGGCGAAGAAAAUCCGACGAAGAAAGUGAAAUGGUGUUAUAGUGAGCGGGGAAAAACGUCCACGGCCCUUCCGCCUCCCCCCGUAGGCGCGCGCGUGCUAGAUUGAAAUAGAUUGGACACAAUGGCCGUUAGUUAGAAGUGCGGUGUGGUGAUCGGAUUUGCGGUUUUUGUUUUUCUGUUCGCUGGCUGGAGAAGAAGAUUGGAGCUGAAUACCCAGUUGGCAACUGUUGACUGAGUUCCAGGAUCGAUCGUAGCUGCUGUGCGAGUGGGCGAAUCAUCGCACGUGUUCCGGAGCAAAGAAGGCGGCGAACCAUAGGAGGCGUAACUUAACUUGACACACACACAGAUUGAUAUAUUACUUCUAGUACUACAUAUUCUACUACCGCUACUACGACUACUAGAUUCGCAACUACGAGUGCGAACCGAGCAGAAAAGAAGGAUUAGUUAUUAAGGAAAUCGCAAGUCUACUACUAACAAAACACAAACACAACCCCGCUUCGAGGCGUCGGAACAGAAGCGGAAUAAGCGGAUAAGUCUUAGCAAAAAAAAAUCCCAACCAACCAUAUUAAUUAGUAAGUUAAUUCGAAGUUAGUAAAUCAAAUUAAAAGUCAAGAUGGCGACGAUAGACGGACGUCCGGCGCAGUACCAGAUCACGCUGAAGAAUCUGCGCGAAAUCAUGGAGCACCGAGGCCGGGAAGGGGUCUCGAUAGUGAACGAAUACGGCGGCACGCACGAAAUCUGCAAGAAGCUGUACACCCACCCGAACGACGGUCUGAGCGGCUCGAAAGCGGACAUCGAGCACCGGCGGGAAACGUUCGGUUCCAACACAAUACCUCCGAAACCACCGAAGUCCUUCCUGAUGCUGGUGUGGGAGGCCCUGCAGGACGUGACGCUGAUCAUUCUGGAGAUAGCCGCCAUCAUCUCGCUGCUGUUAUCGUUUUACCAGCCGGCGGACGAUGAUGAACCAGUCCUGGAGGAAGAGGAGGAGCACUACUCGUGGAUCGAGGGUUUGGCCAUCCUGGUGUCGGUGUUUGUGGUCGUGAUUGUGACGGCCUUCAAUGACUACUCGAAGGAGAAGCAAUUCCGAGGGCUCCAGUCACGGAUCGAGGGCGAGCACAAGUUUUCCGUUAUCCGCGGCGGCGACGCAGUCCAGAUCAAUAUCGGCGAGAUCGUGGUGGGCGACAUCUGCCAGAUCAAGUACGGCGAUUUGCUUCCGGCCGACGGUCUCCUGAUCCAGAGUAACGAUCUGAAAAUUGACGAGUCCUCGCUGACGGGCGAAUCGGACCACGUGAAGAAGAGCGAACUGACGGAUCCGAUGGUGUUGUCCGGAACGCACGUUAUGGAAGGUAGCGGAAAGAUGGUCGUCACUGCCGUCGGUGUCAACUCCCAGGCCGGUAUCAUCUUCACCCUGCUGGGAGCGGCCGUUGAUGAGCACGAAGCUGCCGCCAAGAAAAAGAAAAAGGAUGCCAAGAAGGAAAAGAAACUGAAGGAUGGCGGCGAUGAGAUCACCAACAACAGUCACCAUCCGGCGCUGAAAUCUCAGACGACCGUGGAUUCCAUCACGUCCGACGAUGGCGAAGAGGGCAAGAGCAGCGGCGGAGGCGGAGGUGGCCACGGAGGCAAGGAAAAAUCCGUCCUCCAAGCGAAACUUACCAAACUGGCCAUCCAGAUCGGCUACGCCGGUUCGACGAUUGCCGUUCUGACCGUGAUCAUCCUCAUCAUCCAGUUCUGCAUCCAAACGUUCGUCAUCGAACAGAAGCACUGGCGAAACUCGUACGCAAACAAUCUGGUCAAGCAUUUCAUCAUCGGUGUGACCGUGUUGGUCGUUGCCGUACCGGAAGGUCUCCCGCUUGCCGUCACGCUUUCUCUCGCCUACUCCGUCAAGAAGAUGAUGAAGGACAACAAUCUGGUACGCCAUUUGGACGCUUGCGAAACCAUGGGUAACGCCACUGCCAUCUGCUCGGACAAGACCGGAACGCUGACCACCAACCGGAUGACCGUGGUCCAAUCGUACAUUUGCGAAAAGCUAUGCAAGGUAACGCCCAAAUUCUCCGACAUCCCGCGGAUAGUUGGCGAAGCGAUCAUCGAAGGUAUCUCGCUCAACUCGGCCUACACCACUUGUCUGAUGCCCGGCACCAAUCCGGGAGAUCCGCUCCAGCAGGUCGGAAACAAAACCGAAUGCUCUCUGCUCGGGUUCGUGCAAGGAUUGGGAAAAAGCUACCAAACCAUUCGGGACAGCCAUCCGGAGGAAUCCUUCACCCGGGUGUACACGUUCAACUCGGUGCGAAAAUCCAUGAGUACCGUAAUUCCGAAAUCGAACGGUGGCUACCGGGUGUACUGCAAGGGAGCGUCGGAAAUCGUCCUGAAGAAGUGUUCGUUCAUCUACGGACAGGACGGAGUGCUGGAGAAGUUCACCCGUGAUAUGCAGGAACGCCUUCUGCAUCAGGUGAUCGAACCCAUGGCAUGCGACGGGCUGCGAACCAUUUGUAUCGCGUUCCGAGAUUUCGUCCCCGGCAAGGCCGAGAUCAACCAGGUGCACAUCGACAGCGAGCCCAACUGGGACGACGAGGACAACAUCGUGAGCAAUCUGACGUGUUUGUGCGUGGUCGGUAUCGAGGAUCCGGUGCGGCCGGAAGUGCCGGACGCUAUCCGAAAGUGCCAGCGAGCAGGAAUCACCGUCCGGAUGGUUACCGGAGACAACAUCAACACGGCGCGGUCGAUUGCCACCAAGUGUGGCAUCAUUCGGCCCCAGGAUGACUUCCUCAUUCUGGAGGGUAAGGAGUUCAACCGACGGAUCCGGGACAGCAACGGGGACAUUCAGCAACACCUGCUGGACAAGGUGUGGCCAAAGCUGCGGGUAUUGGCCCGUUCGUCGCCAACGGAUAAGUACAACCUGGUCAAGGGUAUCAUCGACAGUAAGGUAUCGGAUAAUCGCGAGGUGGUGGCCGUCACUGGGGACGGUACGAACGACGGUCCGGCUCUGAAGAAGGCGGAUGUCGGAUUCGCCAUGGGAAUUGCCGGAACCGACGUGGCAAAGGAAGCUUCCGAUAUUAUUCUAACCGAUGACAAUUUCAGCAGUAUCGUCAAGGCCGUCAUGUGGGGACGGAACGUUUACGAUUCGAUUGCCAAGUUCUUGCAGUUCCAGCUGACCGUCAACGUGGUAGCCGUGAUUGUGGCGUUCAUCGGCGCUUGUGCCGUACAGGAUUCGCCUCUCAAAGCCGUACAGAUGUUGUGGAUGAACUUGAUUAUGGACACGUUGGCAUCGUUGGCCCUGGCCACCGAAAUGCCCACGCCGGAUCUUUUGCUACGUAAACCGUACGGCCGAACGAAACCACUGAUCUCACGCACAAUGAUGAAAAACAUCCUGGGUCAAGCGAUCUAUCAAUUGAUCAUCGUCUUUGGGCUCCUAUUCGUCGGUGAUCGAUUCCUAGAUAUUGAGUCGGGUCGAGGUCAACCAUUGAAUUCGGAAGCGACACAGCAUUUCACGAUCAUCUUCAACGUGUUUGUCUUCAUGACGCUCUUCAACGAGCUGAACGCUCGGAAGAUCCACGGCCAGCGGAACAUUUUCGAGGGUCUCUUCACGAACCCGAUCUUCUACAGCAUCUGGAUCGUAACCCUGGUGUCGCAAAUCUUCAUCAUCCAGUACGGCAAGGUGGCCUUCUCGACCAAGGCGCUCAACAUCGAACAAUGGCUGUGGAGUGUAUUCUUUGGCCUCGGAACGCUAAUCUGGGGCCAGAUCGUCACGACGAUCCCCACCCGCAAGAUGCCCAAGAAGAUGGCGUGGGGUCGUGGCGAAGCAGAGUACACUGAAGCGAUCCGACUCGGCGAGGAGCGCUACGACUCGAUGGAUAAUGACAAGAAACCCCGUGCAGGUCAGAUAUUAUGGAUCCGUGGCCUUACUAGGCUGCAGACCCAGCUUCGUGUUGUACGUGCAUUUCGAUCCACAUUAGAAGAUUUAGAAGAACGUCGUUCCAUUCAUAGCUUGCAUAGUCUUAGAAGUUCACGCAGUCAUCCCGGAGGCAUGAGCACGAGUGGUACAAUGACUAGUCAAGGUCUCUCAAAUCUCUUAUAUCCACCAGGUUCCAACAUCCCAACCGGCCGGCUAAUAGGUACUAAUGUUGGCGAUCUUAAGUAUAUUGAUGAAGAUCAAAGACUUCACAAUAAUCAGCACAUAAUAGAGAAAUUCGCGGUUUGGACAAAAUCGACAACAGUAUAAAUUCCUUUGAUAUACGAUUGAAGAAGGGAAGAUCUCGCGCGGUUCAUUGAUUUCUUUCUAAUGAGAGUUUAGAAAGCAAUAAUCUUGUUGGUAGGAUGCGAAUACCAAUAUAACCCAGACUUAGGAACAGUAGCAGGAGUAAAAGAAAAAAAGUGUAGCGGUGCGGAAAGCAAAACGGGAAGAGGAGCACUAGCAAAAUAACAAACGCAAUCAGAGUUCAGAGCAUUUGCAUUUCGUCAUUUAUUCACUUGUUUUCUUUCCAAAGUUGUUACGACCUUGAACGACGAGCUGUGUUUGUUGAGUAGGCGCUGAAGAGGUGCUUUCCCAAGCGAAUAAUGCAGCGCAGCAAAGUAGGCCACCAUCUCUUCUAGAACCAAUACGUAGGAUUGGAAUGAACCGAACGGAACGAGGAAACAGUUGACGUUUUAUUUUUUGUGCGAGAGAAAGCGAGAGAGUGAAAUCAAAGCCAAUGGAUCAUAGUAAAAAAUAUGAACUAAAAGGAAAUGAAAUAGGUCACAGCUUGCUGUGAUUGCUGGACAAGUCGGAACUAUUGUAUAGUAGGAAGAUAAAGCAACCUUUGAAUCAAGUUUAACGGUUUAUAUAGCGAAUAAUAUAUACAUAGACUAGAUCGACACGCGAAACAGAAAAAAAUGAGUAUUAUGUUCGAAUGAUGAAGAAGAAGAAAAAACUUAUGGUUAUUACAAGGAGUUUAAAAGUUUACUUAUGACAAACCACACACUCACCCUUCCACAAACACAGGAACCAAAUCAAGUUGACUUAACCAUUAAACAAACAAUCACAUUUAACUCACACAUUUACAAACCAUUGCUUUUACGAUCAUCACCGAGUCAGAACAACACACGUGGACACACACACUUAUACAACUAUUGUUUAGGUUAUCGACUAGGAGACGUGUGAACAAAAUCGAAUGAACCACUUUGCAAUCAUCGUAGUUAUUCGUGGAGUUUCAGGGUACUCUUUCAAUGAUUUCACACAAAGUAAGUAAUUAGGCAAAAUAUGACAGUUAAAUGACUUAUGUUGCGCAUCAGCGAGGAAAAUCGACCACUAAGUAGAAAUUUCUUUAUGUAAAUCUGAAGGAUCGCAGAGGCAUUUAUCGUUUAAAUUGUUUUGUCCGUCUAUGUUGUUGUUUUUUUUUCUGUCUUCUACUUUUCAUUGUUGAUUAGCACGUCAUGUCACGUUAAAUUUAAACCAAACGUUGAAGGUGAGCUGAGAGCCGUACAUAGUAUAGAGAAGAAAACAAUGUUUAAAGUACUGUUUUUCUGCCUUAUAGUUAAGAACGAAAGAAAAGUGACAAAGUCUUGAAUCGACCUAUUAGUAGAGGUGAAGCACCUUUCAAAACCACACAAAGAUAAAAUCCAAAAAUUAUGAGCAAUUAGUAUAUAUCAAAAGACAGCCGAAUCCCCUCUAGAGAAAGUAAUCUUAAAAGAAAAACAUGAAGAAGAGCGCAGUCGGUCGCCUACUGCUCUCUAUAUACAGAAUAUCUAGUCCUAUUUCCCUAUCCUCUUCAAUCGACGACUGACGAAGACCUAACCUCCAUCCUCUGAACAGACACACGAGCACGUGCGUUUGGAUGCGUGAAAACCAAGCGCUCACACAUAGGGAAGGUUAAAGAAGUAGGCGCAGAGAUUAAAUCGCGAUCGAAAUGAUGAUGAUGAUGAUGAAGUUGAUCAAGAAACUGAUAUCUCUAGGUGAAUUAGGGCAAACAACAAAACAAGCACAGCUACGAAAAUAUAACAAGGAUGUGCGAACGUCUCGCUUCUCGAGAAGUGACACCCGGUUUAUCUCUCGAGUCGGUAUUCUUGUCUGUCAGAGCGCGAAAUCUGCCGAGGCCGCGUAGCUCUGUAAUACCUAUCAGUUGAGAAACGUGUUUGAAAAAGUUUAUCUUAAUUUCCCUUUUGUUUACGUUGUUGUCUAGGCGAUCGCAGGCGGCGUACGGUUCAUUGCCAUCCGCCGCUUGCUUUUGUAAUGCGAUCGUGCUAGAAAACAAAUCCGGGAUCAGUGGAACUACCAUUUUAGGGAUUGCAUUCUGAUCGAUUGAACCACUUUUGCUAUUGAACCAAACGCCUGCUAGGUUUAAACAAUUUUCCCUUAAAAAAAAGAACUAAGUCAACGCCUACUACAUCCUUCCCGACACUUUCCUAUUCAUCAGCCGGCAGCCGAAACUAACCCCGUUAACAAGCGAGACUAGUCGUUUGGAUCGCGUCGUCUUCGCUCGGUCUCAGACAGUCCAACCAAAAAAAAAAAAACAAACAAACAAAAAAUGCAAGCCAUCGAACAAAAAAAAACAAUGAGGAUCGAAUGAAGAUCGACACGCCACUUCCAGGGGUGUGACUGCAGCAUCUUCCAAACUGAGCAAGGAUGAAGCACGCGCACAACGGAAACCGCAAGAACCGUGUGGUGCGUGGCAUGUAUGCAUGCGUACGACGGCGCGUGUCGUGUAAGCGCUAGCAAACAUGCGUAAGAGAGAGACAGUGGAUUGUGGAUUGUAAUGCACUGCGAUUAGGAAAAUCGGGUCUGCAUUCAACGGCGAUUGGCGAUGGUGGUGGUGGUGAUGCCAAGAACGCGUGAUCUGGAAUCUGGAACAGCGCAGCGGUGGGACACGCUUGUCAAUGCAGCCAUCGGCGAACUCCGGAUUGCUCCGGAUCGUGUGGGCAUCGUGGGAAUCCGCGGGGUUUUCGGAACGGUGUUGUUGGUGGGUUGAGGCUAACUAACUUUUGAGAGUUAAGGGACGACAGCAUACAUCUCCGGCUGACAAAACGUGUAACAUAACCUACUAAUGUAUUGUAAUCUAUGCUUCCGAAACUGAAACUGUUUUGUCAUUUUAGGAUCAUUCGGAUGGUUGGACAGAUACCGCCUUGGAUGGAAUGUCGCCUGAGCAGUAGCACUAGACAAGGAUCAUCGGAGAGCUACGAACAACGAAGUCCUCGUAAGGUAGAAACUUCACUUUAUAUGUUCGGUCGUGCGCUUUACGACGACAGCUUGUCGAUCUUGGCACAGCAAAUUGGUGCCAAUACCGGAAGAGCGACAUUGAAUGACCUACCGUGCGUCUCCAUCGGCGCACAUUUUAAAUCAAAGAGUGCUGUGGAAUUUCCAACAUGGAAGGCUGUUGAAGCAGUUGUUCCUCAAGUAGCCAACUAGAUCUGAGAAAAUAGGGAUCAAUUUUCGAUUCGAGAGUUUUCCAGAUCUCCUUCAUUUCAAGCCUAACUUUACCAAACAUCGUAUCUAACAAAAUCCUUGAACGGAGAAAAUUGAAGAUGGAAGUUCGCUGUUCCCAUAGCAACUCAUACAUUGAGUAUAUCAGAAACGGGAAAAAUCCGGGUAUUUUUUCACAAAUCAUCCCCAAAGGUGAGUGAUACAUAUUUAUUUAUUGGCUCUUUAUUAUGGGGAUUUUUAGCCCGAGGCUGGUUUAUCCCUGUGAGUGAUACAAGUAGUCCUCAACGAAAUUCAGCGCCACAUGUGAAAAUCUCUUUUUGUUUACAUAUGUUACAUACGGUGUUUAGUAAAGUUAGGCUUGAUUUCUUGACAGGGUUUGGCAUUAGGCAAUGGUGUUUACAGAGAUGAAUUAUAAGCUCAAGCCUUUCAAGUGUGCACUCAUAAGUAAUCAACAUGAUACGAUCGAACUGUGUUUGUUGAAAUAGGGCUUUGUAUUCCAAGGGUUCACCAAUUCGCGGCGUAUUGAUUGAAAAAUAGGGCGGCGUGAACUUGGAGUACAUUACAAUUUUACCGACAUCUGACCGGAGAUUGUGAUUUUUUUAGGCGAUUUUGAUGGAUUCGUUGGUGAAGAUUUAUCAAAAAUCAUCGUUGUUUCAUCAUGGUUCAGAUGUGAAAAAUUGAUAAUAUGUAUAGGUUGCGGGAUCUUUUGAACGGAGGACCUUCUAUGGUCACUUUCCGCUAUGACAAAGUCAAUUUCAAAUCAACUGACUUGUUCAGUGUAGUCUAGCCCACACACACCACCAACUACUUCACAGAAUUGACUACUUCCUUCAAUUUUCUUGUCAUUAUUAAUGCUUGCAGUACAUCGGAUAUGUAUUACCAGCAAUAAAGUGGUCAGGCCUACUGUGUAGCGUUGUUAUAAAUUCUAUAGACAUCAAUUAACGAGCUCGAGUCUACAUGGACAUCUCGUAUCUACCUUCUCAGCUUUAUAAAAGCAAAAUACGUGAAAAUCUAUGAGAGUGACGUUGUUAAGAAGGUUAAUGUCACUCCUUGGUCCAAUGUUUCCUUGGAUGGGACACAGGUAUUUCCCCCGUAUGUCCUGUCCCUUAUGCCUAGACUCAAGAACCUUUACUCGCUCUCUGAAACGAAACAAAAAUAGUAAUCUCUUCCAAUGAUAUUGCAGUGCAAAACGGAACAAACUCACCAAAGAAUCACGAUCCGAGGGUCACAAAAUCAGGUAUCAUUCGGGCUGAUCAUGAUACAAAAACUCACAACAUAUCCGAUCUCUCACUACGUAUCCUACAGCAGUGAGGAUUCCAGAUUAACUAGCAAUUCUUUUUCUGCAGUUCUUGAAUUUCAUACAAAAAUUCAAGUGAGUGUUGAAGGCGGAGGAAAAAAUGUGAUUACCAAAGUGAAUAUACAGUGCUGUAGCAUAAGGAAUUGUUUUUUUUUUUUGCAUUUUACAGCAGAACUAUUGAACCUUUUAAUUCUUCUUCUUGCCAUAACAGCCAUGAAGCUUGUGGCAAUUGUAGAAGACAGUAUAGCAAGCUUUCGCUGUCAAUGAAUCAACUUGAUCCAACAUCUGAUCGACAAGUAUGCUAUAACUCAAUCACAACUCAAUUCUCUGGAGAAAUUUGUAGAGAAAACCCUGGGAAAUUUUUUAAAGAAAUUUCUGUUGAAGCAUCCAUAGAGAAACCUCCAAACUCUCUAAAAAAUUCCAGAAGAAUUACAGGACGAAAGCCUACAAGAAUGCCAGAAAUAGCUCCUCUAUCGGAGUUCUCGGAUAAAUCCCAGGAGUGGUUUCUUUAGGAAUCCCUAUUGUAAUCUCCGAAGAAAUUCCUGGGGGCAUCCCUAGAGGAAUUCCUGGAUGAAUCUGUAGAUUUAUUCGAGAAAAAAAUCAUUAAUAGAAUUCCUAUUGAAAUCUCUGUAGAAGUGUCUGCUAGGAUUUCAGAGGAAUUUCCGGGAGAAACACACGAAUGAAUUCCAGCAAGAAGUUCUGGAGGAAUAUCAGUAGCAACUCCUGGAGGAAUCAGAGCAGAACAACUUGAGAAAGUCUAACAUGAAUUCGGGGAGCCCAGCAAAAAUUUGUAGAGGGUUCUGUAAAAAAUUUGAGAAAUUUCCAAAGUAACCAAGAGAUAUUCCUGUUAGAAUACCUGAAGGAAUUCUCGGUAAAUCCAUAAAGAGAGCCCUAUGAAGGAACAUCUAUGAAGGAAUUCUGGAGAAAUCCUCAGAGAAAUUCUUGGAUAAAUUGUGAGGGAAUUUUCUGAAAAGAUUACCUAAGUCUUUCAUAGACAUUUUUAGAAAUCCCUUGAGGGAGCCUCAGAGAAAUUCCUGGAAAAAUCCCGGUAGACUUCCUAAAUCCUAAAGGUAAAUCCUGAAACAAUCCCUAGAAAAACCUUAUAUAAAUGUUUGGACGAUUCAUUACCUCUUUCCAAUUUCUUACUCUAGCAGAAAUCUCUAGAUACAUUCCUAAAGGUGUUCCUGUAUAAAAAGAAUCCUGCAGAAAUACCAGAAAAUUUUUUUGGAGGAUUCCCAAGAAAAACUUCUAGAUUGAUACAUCCAGAAAAGGUAUACCAGAAUUUUUUUUGAGGAAACAUAGCAUGGAAUCCACGAUUAAAUUCUGAAAGAACUAGGAGAAUCGAAGCAGAAAUUCCUAGAGGAUACGCAGCAAGAAGUUUAGGUAAAAUCCUAGUACCCAGGAAUAAAAAAAAUCCCUUGGAAAAUCCUUAAGUGAAUUGAUGGAUAAAUCCACGGAAUAGUUCUAGGAGGAAUUUUCGAAAUAUUCGUACAUAAAUUUCCGGAGUCAUCUCUAGAGUUUCUAUGAAAAUUUCUGGAAAAAAUCUGUAGGAAAAUCAGCAUGAAUUUCGAGAGGAAACCUAGCCGGUGAUCGUAAAAGAAUACCAAGAAUACCUUCUGGAGGUAUAAAAGGAGCCCUCCUGAAAAAUAAAAGGGAAAUUUCUGAAGGGAUUGUUAUAGAAAUCUCCGAAAUAAUUCAUGAAGGAAGUCCCAGAGGAACAUCAGCAGUAAUUCCAGGCAGAGAUUCCUGGAGUAAUCACAGUAAAAAUUUAUUGAGGAAUCUCGUCACGAAUUCCUGAAGCGUUUCCUGUAGAAAAUCUUGGAGGAAUCCCAAGAGAAUUUUAUGAUGCAAUCUCUGAAAAUAGUUCGUAGAAAAUGCAUAGAAAAAUCCCAGCAGCAAUUCCUGAAGCAAUCCGAGCAGGAAAUCUACAGAAUUAUUCUCAGCAAAGGUUUUUAGAGCAAUUUCAGCAAGUAUACAUGGAAUAACCCCUGGAGGCAGCUCUGAAAAGAAGAAGCAAAUUAAGCAUCUUUUUCUUUUUGGGAUGAGCUUUGCUAAAAGAAGCUAUUUCCAACCCAACAGAACAUGUUUGGGAAUGUCUUACCCACAUCAAUAGGCAACGUUAGACGUUUGUUUCAGCAAUUUGAGACGAUGUUGGAUAAAGUAUGGCGCUAAAGGAGCAGACUUGUGUUGGUUUGCGAAAAUAUUUGACCGUUUUCGAAAGUGACGCGAGAUUUGUUUGUUACGCAAAGACAUCCAUUAAAUAAAUUAUUAUUGUUUAUAAAAUGGCAAUCCUUAGCGAAAAACACUUAAAAAACUGUCAAAAUCAACAAAAAUUAUAGUUGAUAUAAUGCUUCCAACGCCACCUAGCGGCAGAAAACUAAAACUGUGUCAUACUGCACAUAUUGAUAUAGAAGCAGUAAAUCAGAUGCAAUCAUAAUUUACUGAAAUCUGCUCCCAGUUUCGGUAGGAUACCGUUGGAGAAAUAUCUAAAAAAUCUCAAGUAACAUUUUUAAGAAUAGAAGAAUAACUUAGAACUUUCAUAAAACCAAAAAAGCGCAGUUGUUCUAUUGCGCAGGGUUGUGAAAUGUCAUGGAAAAAAUGUCACCAAUGUUGGCUAGUUUUGCAGCAAUAAUGAUAUCUUCGAUGAAUAUUUCUCUCCAGAGGCAGUUAAAAUGGCAAAUAACCAAAUUACACUUUUUUUUCAUAUUUUCCAACCCUGAUUGCGGUUCCUCACAUAAAAAUGUCCCUCAAAUUGUUGCUUGAGAUUUCCAUACAUAGACAGGGGAUAGACAAAAUGAUCGGGACAGGCAAAAUUUUCGCUUUCCAAAAAAUAGUCAACUAGCUGCUACUUUUCGAAAGGUGAAUCAAAAAUUCUCAAAUUUUUAAAUUUAAAUUUUUGCCUCUCAAUAGUCGAAAUUUGGAAAAUAUCGCAUUAUUCUACAUGGAGCAAGAAAGAUUCUGGUAAAAGGCAUAAUUAUCCGAUAGCCAACUUUGAACUGUUUUAUCUCCGGAUUCAGUGAACCGAAUGCUAUGAAAUUUUGAGCAUUCAUAACUUAUAUAAAGACUAGCUGUACCCGGCAAACUUUGUCUUGCCUACUGCGUUUUUUGACGUUUCAAGUUUCUAGCCAAGACCAAGUCCCCGGUCAAAAUGCAUGGAAGAUCGAUUUUCAAAAACUCUCAAUUUUUCCAUCCUUUUGCCUCAUAAACCUUCCUUGGGUGAAAACUAACAGAACAAAACUAAGACGAACAAAAUCGGUCCUUCCGUUCGCAAGUUAUGCGCGGUCUCACGUAUGCCACUGCAUUUUUAUAUAUAUAGAUAAUCAAAUCACCCGGAUAAUCAAGCCAUUUGGUUUUUCGUUUCCUUUUAGCGUUCUAUGUUAGGGUAACUUUAUUUGUAUUCCUUCAGAAAAUGUUUCUGGACAGUUGUACAAGUGUUUAGUCUAGGAUUUGUCCGAGAAUAUUUACAGAGGAUUGAUACAGGACUUCGAUGUAGGGUUUUCACCAAGAACUCCGGGAAUAUUAUCAUAAGGAACUACUGAAUAUGUCUAGAAGAAAAAAACCAAGGAAACUCCAGAAGAAACUCGAGAGAGAUCCCCAGAAGAAACAUCUAGAGUAUUGCCAACCCUAGUGAUAUUUUUAGCCAAAUAGACUAGAAGAGGUUCUUAGAAACAUCAUGAAACCAAAAUAAUAGAUAUUAGGUUUUAUGACGGUUCUCAAAACUUCUACAAGAUUAAUUUGUCUGGAAAAUGUAUCUUGGAAAGAGAAACUCCCGAAAAAAUCCGAAUAGGUACGCUUGAAAGAAACCCAGUAGGAAAUGCCUGAGAAAUUCCAAAAACCGUCUUGGGAUUAAUCCAUCAGAAGCUAUUGGAGGACUCCGAGAGCGAAGUCGUGGAUGUAAUCCGGAAGGAGCUUGGUCACUACAUAAUCCUUGAAGGAUUUCUCAGAAUGAACACCUGAUCUGCCGUGUGCAUCAUAGUUGUCCCAUGUCUUAUGGGAAUCCCCAUUAACUGGGGACAUUUAUGCUGCACAAUGCAGUGAUGCAAUCUUAAAAAAAACUUUUGGGGAAUCCCAGUAAGCACUUCUGGUGGAAAUCUGAGGUGAAAUUUCUAAAAAGUUUUCUUGGAAAAACUUUGGAGGAAUUACUGGAGUAAUUUUAGAAUGAGAAUCUGGGCAACUACCAGAUGAAAUUCCUGAAAAAGUUUCAAGAGUAUCUUUUGGGUAAAACCCAGAAUGAUUUCCUUGAGAAAAUCAGAUUCCUGGUUGUUUUUUGAAACUAUUUCCAGGAGAAAUUUAGAACGGGACAUCCUAGUUGAUUUAUGAAGAAAUUCCUGAAAUCGCAAAGAACAGCUGUCAGCUGAUUAUUAUACAUCGAAUUCCAAGAGCUAACCAAGUAAAGUUGUACGAGUUUUCCUAGAAGAAUCCCAGAAACAUUCUUGAGAGAAUCCUAGGAAGAACUUCUUGCGGAAAUAUAAGAGUCGUUCUAGAGAGAUUCCAAGAGAUUGCAUAGAAAAAUCCCAUGAUAUCUUAAAGGUAUUCCAGAAGAAGCUCCUCAAUGAAUUCGGGAAGGAAUCUCGUAAAAAAAACUCAUGGAGGUUUUCAUGGUUUAACUUCCAAUAGUGUAAACCAAUGGAAGUAGAUUUACGAGGUCCAAAUACAAUUACAAAUAGAAAUUGUUCGGGAACCCUGGUGGAUUUCCCGCACGAACUGCUAAAGAUAUUUCAAGAGGAUCUACUGCAAAUACCUUAGAAGAACCAUCUCUAGGAAUGCCAACUUAUUUUCUAAAGAAGUAAUACUUCUUUAUAAUCAAGAAAUUAACGGGACGAAUUCCAGAAAAAUAUGGAUGAAUCCCACAAGAUUGUGGAAUUUGAUUGAAUGAAUUUUAGAAGAAAGCUCCUAAAGAAUCACACGAGAAAUUCUGGAGAAAUGCUUAAAAUUGCUUCCACUUUAAGAAUACAAACGAACUUUACAUGACGCCCUUACUCAGACCAGAGAAAAUAGGUAGAGAAGCGAAGAGUGUGAAGCCAAAAAUACACCGUCAAACUGGUAUCCUAUCGAGCAAAAUCAACAAACCUUGACGAUUACCGCAUAAGUGAAGAUAAGUAUUGCAAUCAUUUGAAACAUAUUUUUUACCAAAGUUUUUAAAUACCAUGGAUAACAGUAUAAAUAACAUUGAUUCCUUGAAAUGAUGAAAAUUGUUCCAUUUUGGAACAUCAGUUUGAUAAUGCCUAGUUAAUAAAACAACAGUAUAAGUUUUCAAAUGCGGUAUGCAAGAUAGGCACUACCUUCGAUGGGUGGAUUAAUCUGCUUUGCUGCAGUUGCCAGCAUCCGAGCGAUGAAAUCAAAACAGAAAAAGUGUUGCCGUUCUGGCGGCUGUUCACUCUUCGCUUCUCUACCUAUUAUCUCUGACUCAGACGUAAACAUUCAACAACUCAAAUUCACAAGCACUAUGCUGAAAUUAACGUUCUUUUUGUGAAAUUAAGUCUAACAACGGAAAAUGUAACCAACUCGUUUGAAAUGAGGUCUUAUAAGACGGAAAAGUACGUGUUUUAACCUAUAUAUUUACGUCUCCUAAGAUGCUCCUAUAUGUCAGGAUCAGGAUCCUAUGAGAUUGUAUGAAGCAUUCAUAGAAUAAACUGUUGCAUCAAUCAUAACAGGAAUUCCCGAAGGAAUCAUAAGAGAAACCCGAUUGAAUUCUUCAGGAAAUUUAUGUAGAAACUACUGGAUGAAUUCAAAAACAAACGUUUGGAGCAAUGUCAGCAAGAACUUCUUGAGGGAUCUCAAAAAAAGCUUCUCGACAUAUUGCAAGAGAUAACCAAGCAGAAAUGUACAAGACUACCUAGAGAAAUCGUUGAAACGUUUUUUAAGGAAUCCCAGAAAGCAUCCUAAAAGUCCUUUUGAAUGAAAUUUAAGGGAUUACACGGGAGUAUCCCCCGUGAGAAUACGCAAAGGAGUUUCAAAAGAAACUCUUUAAGAAAAUCCCACAUGAAUAUUUCUUAACGACCCAACGCCAUGUCAAAUAAAAGUCACGGCAGCUUCAGUUUUGGUUGUAUAAUAUAAUACAAUGUUAGAAUUAUUAUUAUUGGCUCUUUAUUAUGGGGAUUUUCAGCCCGAGGCUGGUUCAUCCCCGACAAUGUUAGAAGUAAGUCACAGAAACUUUAAUACAGCCAUAUCUUGCGCUGCCGUGAUUCAUUUAUGAUAUGUCUGUUGCUUGUGGAAUUCUAGGAGAUAAUUAAAGAAAUCCUACGAGAUGCAAUCCCAGAGACAUUCAUCGAGGAAUUCCAGUACCGUCUACCCCCGUUGGUUUGACCGCACGUAAUCUGAACACUUUUUAGUUUGACCCCUCUAAUCUGCACAUCGUUCAAACUAAUGAUGGUUCAAACGUCAUUCUGCUAAUGGAACGGUGUGAAACGGAACGCAGAAUCAAAACAAAACACCAAAACAGGUUGCCAGUAGUGUUUUUCGAUGCAAACAGGGUUGCUAGAAGUUCAAAUUAGAAAUGGACCCCUUUGGUUUGCAUGAGUUGUCGUUCAAACCAACGGGGGUAGACGGUAGCACCCUUGAUAAAGUAAUUAUAGAAGAACUUCUCGAAGAAUCUCUUACUACUAUUACUAUUUAGAAAAUCCCUACUCUACGGCUACAAAACAGCAUAAAUAAGGAGAUCGUAGCAGGCUGUGCGCGCGAGCGACUGCUUUCAAAACUGUCACGCGUUUUUUUUGCUUCGUGUUGUUUUGAAUAUGGUCGCCUUUGAAUUGAGAAACUUCUGGUGGUGCUAUUCCUUAUGGGUAGUACGCAGAUCCCAAGAAAUUUCUUGGCCUAUCUUGAUGCGUGAGAAAUUCAGGCAAGGAUUCGCCCAAGAAAUAAGCAAGCGCCGCUUUAUUCCGGAUCCUAGUACGUUGCUGAAAUGAAUCGUCAAAUGAAAUAGGGCUUGCUGUGUUAAAUUUCUUGACCAUUCCGGUCACGGAAAAAUAAUACACUGAACGAAAAUUACUUGAGUGAUUCCGUUUGAAGUGUAUGCACUCGCAUUACUCAGGGUGCGCCUCGAGAAGUGCUUGCAAAUCAAUUUUCGAUGUGCAACAUUUUUCGCUUACCUGACGGUUCAGUGGAUCGUGUAGUGUUGAGUAGGAUAAUUUACGAUUGUUGUGAGAGUUUUUCUUAUUUCCGGCACUCCGGAGUUCGUCUUCGUUUUCGCAGGGUUUCCGUGUAAUUUUUGGUGAUAUUUCUGGAGUGGACAGCCACGUGGAGACGCAAAUGGUAGUCAACAAGUUUGUCUCGAGAAUACUGGAAUUCGUAUAAUUUGGUGAGUUUGUUCCUCAAGAAUCUCAAGAGGAAGUUUAGUUGGUUUAAUCGCCUCGCUGGGGGGAGCAAAACUGGAUUCGUAAAUUCAAAUUUCAACAGAAUUGAUUUUUAGUUUUUAUUCUUUGUUUGCUAAUGAAUCAACAAACUGUCUAUUGAUUAUAACUUUUAUAGAAUGUUUACGACAAACCAGUAAAUUGAAAAAAAAAAACUUGUUGGCUUAGAUAUUUUUUAUUUAAGAUAUUCGAAAUUGGAAUUAGGGUUUGUGUUCCAUCAGUAAUCUCACGCUCCCAAUUUCAUCCUAUUUGAAAACAAGCGAUUACGGCACCGAUUGAUUCCGUUCUUUUUGUUUUCAUGCGUGCUCACUUCUAACAAAAAAUACAAAAAUAAGAAACAAAACAAACAGUGCUUCAUUCCUUUGUUUUUCGUAGGAUGAAAAUGGGAGCCACAUGCUUAAUAAGGGAACCAUUACCCUAUCAUACAAAUUUUUCAAAUACCAAAAUUCUUCACACAGUCAUAUUUUGACAAAUUCGAACAUUUCUUCAACCAUUAGUUCCCUAUUUGAUCCUUUGUUUAGUUCUACUGUGGUCAGACAAACGUCCCUGAUGGUAAUUGAAGGUUAUAUGUUAUCAAGUUAUAUUGGCUCAGUUAUGAUGCUAUUAUUUUUACAUUAUAGUUUUGUAGUUAUAAACUUUCUAUCACAAAAGUCCAAAUGUGACAAACAGUAAUUCAAACUAAAUUUAACUAUUCAAUUGUUUUUGCGGCGGCUUGGCCCCAAAUUAAUCAUUAUCAUAGUUCGAUCGCGAUUUCAGUCGAUCCGGAAGAACUUCCAAAAAUCGGGAGGGCAAAGCGUUAGAAAGAAAUACAGCGACAUGAAACAUUCAAACCAUGACCAAAUACUAGCACUAAAAAUAAAACAACCGAAAGCCAUUAUUAAACUACGUCGACGUAGAAGCGAAAGCGUUUUCUUGUAAAAUAAUAAAUAUAAAUAAAUUAGGAAGAACAAAAAAAAAAAACAAUCGUGUAUUUAAUACUGAAUCAGAAACCAAAACCGUAGAGAAGUAAUCACACGAUUGUCGAGAUAUUUACGCAAUAACUGAGAAAAAAAGAAGAAGAAAAAGUAGCAGAGAAAAAUCCAUUUUUACGACACUAAGAAGCAAAAAACUAAAGAAUAAAAAACAAGGUAUUUUUACUGUUAUAUAAAAAAGCGAAAACUAAACUAGGAACACAGUCACCGAGAUAGAGCCCGGUGUUAUUCUGUUACAAUACAAACACCGCUGUAAAUUAACCCCAUUUGAUGAGAGGUGCUGUAGAAGCAUUAGUGGAGUAACUACUCUUAAAAGAAACGUGAAAUGACAGCUGAAAAACGGUAGACAUUAAAGAAAAAAGAAACAAAAACAAACAAACCAAAAAUAAUAACGACCGGAUAUAAGUUUCGUGUUACCAAGUUGAAACAUAAAUAAGUAAUAAAUUAACAACAAAAAAAAAAACCAAAGCGCUAAAACCUGAGGCAAAGUGAUGAGAUCGCGACGUUAGUCGGCAUGAAAACAAUAGACAAAGGUAAUCGCACGCAGAGAGGUAGAUACAGAUCUAGCAGUCAGUACUUAUAAUCGAUUGUAACGACACCCACACUUACACAGAAAUCAAUUUCAAGGGCAAGCAUUACCAAACAUGUCAGAAAGGCGGCUUUAUUAAGCCAACAAUGGAGCGAAGGAGUGAUUUUUCCCUUGCGAAGCAGCAAGGAUUUUGAGACUUUUCGAUACUUUGCUCUCCAUAAACGAUCGCAGUAGGUCACAAACAUGGUUUGGUAGGGAUUCCAUGGGAACGCUCGUUAGCGACAUUCAUUGAAUCUGUUUUCUGAAUACUACAGUUUAUGAAGUUUUGAACUUUUUUUUUUAUAUUUCCACAAUUGCAACUUCAAGAAUAUUAUCAGCAAAAAUUGUGAGAAUACUUCUAAAAUAUUGACGAUCUGUGAUAGAUACCUGCGUUACUGCAGCAAACGAAUAAAGUUUAUCAAUACUUCUUUAAAGACGAGUUCUUUUAUGCUUCCAGAGAUUCUUUGAAAUACUGCAUUUCUUCAGUACACGAAAGUUAAAGAUUGCAACUUUUUGAGAAAUGAAAUGACGAUAUAGGCCAUUUUUGUUCGCUUCGGUUGAAAUGGCAAAACCUACUGCGUCUUUCGUUACAUAAUCAGAAAAAAAUGUGUAUAUGGGGGAUAACUGAGGCUUCUUUGUUGACGAUCACUGCUUGCUAUGAUCAAUUUUUUUUCCGAACUGCUUUUGCUGCGCAGUUUUGUUUCGCUGUAAGGAUUCCAACACGAUCCAAGUUGUCGACUACUUAUAACACGAAAAAGUUUCAGUUUAACGAUGCGUACUGCUCACGAGGUCAACAUUUCACGAUACGUAGAAAUUACGGUUUGAGCAACGUACCGGGCGUGCCACUGAAAAAGGCGUAAUUUAGCUAAGUAAAUAAGCAUUUUUAAAUAACCAUCUUAGAUAUGAACAGAACACGGUGGCGCGGCGUUCCAAAAGCUACGCCAGCGCCAAUACACUCUAAAAAAAAUCCACAUUCUAUUGUGCACGUACAUACAUACGUUUGAAUGGAAUGGAAAUACGAAGUAACACCAAAAUUAGCUCCCACACGUGAAAACCAACCCAUUGAGAAUCAUUCACCAUGACAUUCGUAGACACACCUUUGAAGACAUUUAUAACUAACCGAGGCAAGACAGCAGCUAUAUAGGAAGAGAAACCAAUUCUUAAAGAAAUAACAACAUUCUGCAUGUGUAACACAAAAGAAAGACGGCAAAAUCAGACUUUCGAUAAAAUUUCAAAUAUGUAAGACACAUUUUCGGACACGGAAAAUUACACGCAAAUACACAAACACACACACACACACACAUCGGUUUGAUAGUAGUUGUUAUUCCUGACUAGUAGGUAAUUGAAGAGAAAAAAAGAAAUCAAACCAAUCCAGUGCUCUAUUGUGUGGAUAAUUUAUUGAAUUUGAAAAUUUCCGUUUCGAAGUUUUGAUUUCGGUGAUCCGUUUUCAAUUGUUGCUUUGAAUUUGAACGUUUUGCUACAGUCAAAUACUGUUGUUAGAAAAACAAAAAAAAAACUAUAAAAAAUAAAUAAAAAUCGCGGGUAAAAUAACGUUAAUGAAUACAACACAAACACAACUGUAAAUGCACUGGAUGAAGAGAGUCGUGUUAGCGCAUUUCAGAGUGCGCAGAACAGAGUACUCGGAAAGUCAAGGCACACUUGGAUGGGUACGACGAGACUCCCAGAAAGCGUUCCCAAACAUAGCAUCCAAACCAUGUCGCAAUCGACUAAAAAAAACGGUUGCUUUGUUCGCAGAUUAUUACCAAAAUAAGACAACCAAGCGUUAUGAGUGGAUGGUUGGAUGGGAAAUGGGGAAGAGCCAGUAACGCACGUGCCGUCGUCCUCGUUUCGCUGCGUUUCUUGGUGCUAUCGGAUAUUAAAAGUUAAAACAACCCUGAGAAUUCGAGAAGGCAGUUGGAGGAAACUAUACUUUUCUGAGAGAGAUAUUGAAGCGGGGGCGUAAUCAGGUUUAAUCGAUCAUGCUUAUUAACAUUGGUGCCAGUCUCCUAGUUUGAAAAAGGGAUUGUCACGAAAUCUUAUCGAACUGCUAUUAGUUUUUCACGAACAGUUUACACAAGUCUGCAAAUCAAUCCAAGUUUCAAUGUAAGGGCCAAUUAGUUUCAGGAAAGUUCUGUAGAUUCUCAUAAAACCUUCAUUCUUUUAUUCUGCUUUUGAUGGUUCUGAUGAUCAAUAAAACAUCAUUUCACAUCUCGUCAUCAACACCAAUACUAAUGUUCUAUGUUUCUGUCAGCCAUAAAACUCAUAACUGUCAUUACUGGAGCAAUCUAUGAAUGCAUUCCUGAAGAAAUCUCUGGAAAUUCUCACAGGAAUUCCUACAAGAACUCCGGAGGAAUCUGUAAAGGAAUUCCUGGAGGACUUCCCGGAAAAAUCCUGGAGAAAUUCCCGAAUAAAUCUCACGAGGAAUUCCUGAAGAAAUCGCUGGAGAAGUUCACGGAGAAAUCCCCAGAAGAAUUUCUGGAUGAAUUGCAGGAGGAAUUCCCGGAGGUAUCCGUGAAGGAAUUAUCGCGGGAAUCUCUGGAUAAAUUCCCGAAGAAAUCUAUCAGCGAUUUUUCGAAGAGAUCCUUGCAGGAAUCGCUGGAGACAUUUCCAGCAGAAAUUCUCAGAGAAACCUCUGGAAGAGUUCCCGGAGAAAUUCCUGAAGAUAUUUCCAAAGAAAUCUGAUGCGGAAAUCCCUGGAUAAAUUACCGCAGGAUUCCCUGAGGGAGGUCUCGGAGAAAUUUCCGGAGGAACCUCUGAGAGUAUUCUUGAAGAAAUCCCUGGAUGAUUUCCCGUAGGAACCACUGCAAAAGCUCUCAGAGGGAUCCGUGGAGGAAUUCCCGAAAAAUCCCUGGAAGGAUUCCUGGUGAAACCUCAAGAUAAAUUCCAAAAGAAAUCCCUGAAGAAAGAAUUCUUGAAAAAAAAAACCCUGGAGAAAUGCACGGUAGAAUCUGCAGGAAUACUAGUACGAAUCCCUGGUAGAAUUUGAGCAGAAAUCCCUCGCAGAAAUUUUGGAUGAUCUCCUGCAGAAAUUUCCGUAGAAAUCUCUGGAGCAAUUCCUGCAGUAUACACUGGAGGAAUUACAGGAUUAAUCCCCGGAGGAACUCCCGGAUGAGUCUCUCGAGAAAUUGCCGGAGGAAUUCCAUUAGAAACUCCCAGAGGAAUCCCUGAUGGAAUUCCUUAUGAAGUCGCUGAGGGCUUGUCCAUAAACUACGUAGACUCUAAGGGCAAAAGUCUACGCUCCAUACAAAUUUUUGUAUGAAAAAAAGUCUACGAAGGGAAAGAGAUGACCAAAAAAUGAGUCCACGUAGUUUAUGGACAGCGCAUGAAGAAAUUCCCGAUGAAAUCUGUGAAGGGUUUUCUAAUGGAAUCUCUGAAGGUAGAUUUUCGAAAGGAAUUCUCGGUUGAAUUUCUGUAAAUAUAAGAACAUCCAGGAGAAAUCCCUGGAAAAACUUCCACAAGAAUGCCUGAAAAAACUCCCGAUUGAAUCUUUGGAUGAAUUCCCGAUAUAAUCUGUGGAUGAAUUCUAAAUGGAAUCUGAUGGAAUUUUAAAUACAAAUCCUGAUGAAAUUUCCAAAAGAAUCGCUGAAAAAAAAAAGCCGAAGGAAGAACUCUCUUUAGAAUCUCUGAAGGAGUGCUCAAAGUAGUCCCUGAAGGAAUUCCCAAUGGAUAUCUGAAAGAAUUCCUGAUGAAAUCUUUAAAGGAAUUGUUGAUGAAAUGUCUGAAGGAAUAGCUGAGCGAAGCUCUGAAGGAAUUCCCGAUGGAUUCUCUGAAAGAAUUCCAGAUGGAUUAUCUUAUGGAAUUUCAGAAGGAACCUUGAAAAAAAAAAAAAUACCCGGGUGAAUCACUGGAGAAAUCCCUGAAGGAAUCCUGAAGGAAUCUCUGGAAGAAUUUCUUGGGGAAUCCCUGAAGGGAUUCCCGGAGGAAUUUCUGAAAGAAUUCCCGGAUGAUGGCACUCUCGGAGGAAUCCGUAAAGGAAUUUCUGAAGAUAUCUCUGAAGAAUUUUCCGGAAGAAUGAUUGAAAAAAAAAAUUCCAGGAGAAAUUCCCGGAAGAAUCUGCCGGAAUUCCAGUAGAAACCUUGGAAGAAUUUCCGGAGAAAUCCCUGUCAGAAUUCUCGGGGGAAUUCCCUAAAGAAUUUCUGGAGGAAUUCCAGAAGAAAACCCUGGAUCAAUUCCUGAAGAAACUACAGGAUUAAUCCCUCCCUGGGAGAGCUCCCGGAUGAAUCUCUCGAGGAAUUCUAGGAGGGAUUCCCGGAGGAAUUCCAUUAGAAUCUCCCAGAGGAAUUUCCGAUGGAAUCUCUAAAGGAAUUCCCGAUGGAAUCUCUGAUGGAGUUUCCGAAGGAAUUUCUGUGAGCAUUCCCGGAGGAAUCUUUGAAGGAGUAAUCUCUGAAGGAAUUCCUGGAGAUACUUCUUUAGGAUUCCCCGGAAGAAUGAUUGAUAAUCCCUGAAGAAUUCCUGGAGGAAUUCCCGAAAAAAACCCGGGCCAAUUCCUGAAGGAAUCCCAGGAUUAAUCCCUGGAAGAACUCCCGGAUGAAUUCGGAGAGAUUCCCGGAGGAAUUCCAUUAGAAUCUCCCAGAGGAAUUCCCGAUGGAAUCUCUGAUGGAGUUUCCAAAAGCAUCACGGAAAAAAAAUCCGGGUGAAUCACUGGAGAAAUCCCUGAAGAAAUUCCCGAAGGAAUUAACGGAACAAUCUCUGAAGGUAUUCCUUGAAGAAUUAUUGAUAAUCCCUGAAGAAAUGUCCGGAAGAAUUCUUGAAAAAAUCCCUGGAGAAAUUCCCGGAAGAAUCUGCAGGAAUUCCCGAAGAAACCCCUGGAGAAAUUUCCAGGGAAAUCCUUGUCGGAAUUCUCGGGGGAAAUUCCCGAAGAAAACCCUGGAGCAAUUCCAGAAGGAAUCCCUGAAGGCAAUACAAGAUUAAUCCUUGGAAGAACUCCCGGAUGAAUCUCUCUAAGAAUUUCAGGAGGGAUUCCCGAAAGAAUUCCAUUAAAAUCUCCCAGAGGAAUCUUUGAUAGAGUUCCCGAAGGUAUCCGGGAAAAAAAAUCCCGGGUCUUUCAUUGGAGAAAUCCCUGAAGGAAUUCCCGAAGAAAUUUCUGUGAGAAUUCCCGGAGGAAUCUCUGAAGGAAUCAACGGAACAAUCUCUGAAGGAAUUCAUGAAGAUACUUCCGAAGGAUUUCUCGGAAGAAUUAUUGAUAAUCCCUGAAGGAAUUCCCGGAAGAAUUCUUGAAAAAAUCCCUGGAGAAAUUCCCGGAAGAAUCUGCAAGAAUUCUAGAAGAAAUCCCUAGAGGAAUUCCCGAAGAAAACCCUGAAGCAAUUCCUGAAGGAAUCCCUGAAGGCAUUACAGGAUUAAUCCCUGGAAGAACUCCCGGAUGAAUCUCUCGAGGGAUUGCAGGAGUAAUUCCCGGAGGAAUCCCAUUAGAAUCUCCCAGAGGAAUCCCUGAAGAUAGUCCCUAUGAAAUCUCUAAAAGAAUUCCCGAUGGAAUCUCUGAAGGAAUUGCUGAUGGAAACUCUGAAGGCAUUCCCGAUGGAUUUUCUGAAGGAAUUCCUGAUGGAGUCUCUGAUGGAAUUUCCGAAAGAAUCCUGGAAAAAAAUCCCGUUUGAAUCACUGGAGAAAUUCCUGAAGGGAUUCCCAAAGGAAUCCUUAGAGGAAUGUCUGGAGAAAUGCCAAAAUGGAAUGAAUUCGGAGGAAUCUCAAAAGGAAUGAACGAAACAAUCCCUGAAGGAACUCGCGAAGGAAUCUCUGAAGGAUUUCCUGCAAGAAUUAUUGAAAAAAUACCUGGAGAAAUUCCAGGAAGAAUCUGCAAGAACUCCAGUAGAAAUCCCUGAAUAAAUUUGCGGAGAAAUCCCAGGCGGAGUCCUAGGGUGAAUUCUUGGAGGAAUUCCCUAAGAACCCCUGGAGUAAUUCCUGAAAGAAUCCCUGAAGGAAUUUCGGGAUUAAUCUGUGGAAGAACCCCGGAUGAAUUGCACAAGGGAUUCCCGGAGUAACUCCCGGAAGAAUCCCAUUGAAUUCCCGGAGUAACUCUCGAAGGAAUCCCAUUGAAAUCUCCCAAAGGAAUCCCUGAAGAUAUUUUCUAUGAAACCUUUAUAAGAAUUCUCGAUGGAAUCUCUGAAGGAACUGCUUAUGGAAGCUCUGAAGGCAUUCCCGAUGGAUUCUCUGAAGGAAUUCCUGAUGGAAUUUCCGAAGGAAUCCUGAAAAAAAAAAUCCCAUUUGAAUCACUGAAGAAAUUCCUAAAGGGAUUCCUAAAGGAAUCCCUGGAGGAAUUUCUGGAGAAAUGCCAUAAUGGAAUAAAUUCGGAGGAAUCUCUAAAGGUAUUAACGGAACAAUCUCUGAAGGAACUCCCGGAGGAAUCUGUGAUGGAAUUCCUUGAGAUAUCUCUGAAAGAUUUCCCGGAAGAAUUAUUGAAAAAAUCCCUGGAGAAAUUCCAGGAAGAAUCUGCAGAAACUCCAGUAGAAAUCCUGGAGGAAUUUCCAGAGAAAUCUCUGUCGGAAUUCCAGUAGGAAUUUCCGAUGGAAUCCCCAGAGCAACGCCUAAAGGAAUUCCUGUAGCAAUUUCAGGAAUAAUUUCUCGAAGUACCCCCGAGGGAUUGCAGGAGGGAUUCCCGGAGGAAUCCCAUUAGAAUAUCCCAGAGGAAUCCCUGAAGAAAUUCUCUAUGAAAUCUCUACAAGAAUUCCCGAUGGAAUCUCUGAUGGAAUUUCCGAAUACCUGGAGAAAUUCCAGGAAGAAUCUACAGGAACUUCAGUAGAAAUCCCUGAAAGAAUUUCCGGAGAAAUCCCAGGCGGAAUUCUAGGGGGAAUUCCCGAAGAACCCCUGGAGCAAUUCUUGAAGGAAUCCCUGAAGGAAUUUCAGGAUUAAUUCCUGGAAGAACCCCCGGAUGAAUCUCUCGAGGGAUUGUAGCAUGGAUUUCCGGAGUAAUCCCUGGAGGAAUCUGAUUGGAAUCUCCCAGAGGAAUCCCUGAAGAUAUUCCCUAUGAAAUCCCUAAAAGAAUUCCCGAUGGAAUCUCUGAAGGAAUUGCUGAUGGAAGUUCCGAAGGAAUCCUGAAAAAAAAAAUCCCGUUUGAAUCACUGGAGAAAUUCCUGAAGGGAUUCCCAAAGGAAUCCUUGGAGGAAUUUCUGGAGAAAUGCCAUAAUGGAAUGGAUUCGGAGGAAUCUCUAAAGGGAUGAACGAAACAAUCUCUGAAGGAAUUACUGGAGAUAUUUCUGAAAGAUUUCUGGAAUAAUUAUUGAAAAAAUACCUGGAAAAGUUCCAGGAAGAAUCUGCAGGAACUCCAGUAGAAGUCCCUGGAGGAAUUUCCGGAGAAAUCGCUGGUGGAAUUCUUGGAGGAAUUCUUGAAGAAACCCCUGGAGCAACUGAAUGAAUCCCUGAAGGAAUUACAGGUAUAAUCCCUAGAAGAACUCCCGGAUGAAUCUCUCGAGGGAUUGCAGGAGUUAUUCCCGGAGGCAUCCAAUUAGAAUCUCCCAGGGAAUCCCUAAAUGAAUCCCCGAUGGAAUCGCUGAAUUAGCUCCCGACGAAAUCUCUGCAAAAAUUGCUGAUCGAAUCUUUGAAGAAAGAUUUUCCAAAGGAAUACUCGAAUGAAUUUCUGGAGGAAAUCCAGAAGAAAUCUCUGGAUAAACUUCCAUAAGAAUACCAGAAGAAACUCCCAAUGGAAUCCCUGAAGGAAUUCUCAAUGAAAUCUCUGGUGGAAUUUGUAAUAGAAUCCCAGGUGAAAUUUCCGAUAGCAUAGCUCAAGAACUGCCGAAGGAAGAAACUCCCUAUGGAAUCUCCGAUGAAAUCUCUGAAGGAAUUCUUGAUGGAACUUUCCGAAGGAACCCCUGAAAAUAUUCUCUUGAGAAAUCCGUGAAGGAUUUCAGAAGGAAUUUCUGUGAAAAUUCCCGGAGGAAUCUCUGACGGAAUGCCUGGCGGAGUCUCUGAUGGAAUUCCUGGAGAUGUCUCUGAACAAAUUCAUAAAGGAAUCCCUGAUGGGAUUCCCGGAGGAAUUCCUGGAGAUAUAUUUGGAAAAAGCUCUGAAGAAUUUCCUCAGGGAAUUCCUCGAGGAAGCCUUGGAUGAACUUCUAGAGAAACCCCUAAAGUAAUUCUCAAAGGAACUCUUGGAAGAAUUCCUGGCGGACUCUCUGAUAGAAUUCCCAUAUGAAUCCCUGGAAGAAUUUCUGAUGGAACCUCUUGAAGUUCUGAAAGAGUUCCCAAAAGGAUUCUCUUAAGAAAUUUCCGAUGGAAUCUCUGAUGGCAUUCCCAUGGCAUUUAAGAAAUUCCGGAGGAAAUCCUGUGGAAAUUCCCGGAAGAAUCUCUCAAGGAAUUCCUGGAGAUGCCUCUGAACAAAUUCGUAAAGGAAUCUCUGAUGGAAUUUCCGGAGGAAUCCCUGGAGGAAUUCCCGGAGAUAUCUUUGGAGAAAGCUCUGAAGAAUUUCCCCAGGGAAUUUCUGGAGGAGUCCUUGGAUGAACUUCCAGAGAAAUCCCUAAAGUAAUUCUCAAAGGAACUAUUGGAAGAAUUCCUGGUGGACUCCCUGAUAGAAUUCCCAUAUGAAUCCCUGGAAGAAUUUCCGUUGGAAUCUCUGAUGGCAUUCCCAAGGCAUUUAAGAAAUUCCGAAGGAAUCCCUGUGGAACUUCCCGGAAGAAUCUCUGAAGGAAUUCUUGGAGGAAUCUCUGAUAGAAUUCCUGGAGAUGUCUCUGAAGAAAUUCAUAAAGGAAUCUCUGAUGGAAUUCCCCGAGGAAUUCCCGGAGAUAUCUUUGGAGAAAGCUCUGAAGAAUUCCCUCAUGGAAUUCCUGGAGGAAUUCUUGGAUGAACUUCUAGAGAAAUCCCUAAAGUAACUCUUGGAACUCUUGGAAGAAUUCCUGGUGGACUCCCUGAUAGAAUUCCCAUUUGAGUCCCUGGAAGAAUUUCCGAUGGAACCUCUGGAAUCUCUGAUGGCAUUCCCAUGGCAUUUAAGAAAUUCCGAAGGAAAAAUGGAAAAAUUCCCGGGUGAAUCUCUGAAGAAAUCUCUGAAGGAAUUUCCGGAGGAAUUUUUAAAGGAAUUCCUGGAAGAAUCCCUAGAAGAAUUCCCGGAGAUAUCUUUUGAGGAAUUUUCAGAAUUUUCCCAAGGAAUUCCUUGAGGAAUUCUUGGAUGAAUUUCCAGAGAAAUCCAUAAAGUGAUUCUCGAAGGUACCCUGGGAGAAUGCCCGAAGCAAUCCCUGGAUUAAUUGCCGGACGUACUGAAAGAAUAACUUCUUCUGUACGGAAACCCACUUUUACUUCGUGUGUUCCUCAAAUAUGACCUCCUUGGGAUGGUUUCGUAGUGCCUGCUUCAUAAUACCCCAGUAUUUCUCGAUGGCCGUUAGUUGCGGGGUAUUGGUGAGAUUCAUGGCCUUGGGUUCUUGGGUACGAAAGUGACCCCGUUGGCUUCGUACCGCAGAACCCCAGAACAGCUUCUGAAUGUAGUGGAAUGAAACUUGACCUGGCCAUAAGAUCGUAGAGCUCACGAGCCGUUUGAACAGAUGACGCAGACGCUUCUGCAGACACCACUUGUGGUAGAUCUCCCCGUUUACAGGCCCGGUAGUCACGAACGGCGCAUUCCGUUUACCACAUGAGCAAAGCACUUGCAAAAUCAUGUGUUUCUUGGCAAACUGAAUGUUUUAGGUGUGAUCGUAGCAUGCCGCGCAAAAUUCAAAUUCAAAUUGAUUGCCAUUAGCAACACGUUUUUGAUCACAGCAACCUGCGCGUUGCCCGAGCCUAAUUCGGUCUCUUUCGUGGUGAACGCCUAGGAUAGGAUGCGUCACGUAGUCAGCCGAUUUGAGACCAUUUUGCUGUCAAACGGAGACCGGUGAUUGGUCGAAAUUGCUAUCCGUUUGCUGCGAUCAAAUCGCUUUGUUAUUGGUUUGGCCGUGUUGCUAGUUUGAAGGUUUAGCAUAUGAUACCAAUACUUAAAAUCACUGUAUUUUUCUAUUCAAGUUUUAUCGACUUAAAAAUGUCAGCUUUCAAAUGUAAAUCAACCUAAAGUGGCUCUUAUAUCUGAACAUUGAUAAAUAUCAUUGUUUUGGUGCAAAAUCAAUUGAUUGUUUGAUAUAUUUCACUAUAAAUGAAAUAACGCUACGUUUGAAAUAAAUUUUACUUGCAAGUGAUGCUAUUCCAAUUGCAACUAAUGAUUUAAAUUGCGAAAUAUGCAUCCAAAUUUCAAUCGUUAAAUUUAAAUCGUUUGAAAGAUUCGGAAUAAAGAAAAGUGGCAGCACUGGAUUUCCAUCGUCGAUGAAAUCGAACGAAAAUAUAACAAGGCAGGCGAAUUUCUGUUGUCACAUCGUAUCCUAGGUGAACGCUAGUGAAGUGUAGACGCUAUCAAAUUAGCUCGUAUGUUAAUUUGCCUUAACCACGAUUUUUCACUGUUUCGGCUGAUUUGGAAACACAACAGAAAGUUUCUGCUUUUUUGGUUCCUCCGGAGCAUCAAACUUGUGCUGGACGGUCCUAGCUUUACGUUACAAAAGACAUGCUGUUUAAUGCUAGGUAUGGACUACAAACGAAAUCGCUCAAGUAAUUUCCGUUUAGUGUAUUCUUUUUCCUUGACCGAAAUGGUCAAGAGAUUUAACACAGCAAGAUUCAUUUAAUUUGACGUUGCUUUUCAGCUCCGUACUGGGGUAAAGAAAAAUCUAACACUUGCUCUUAUCUUGUGCGAUUUUUUGCCUGAAUUUUCCACGCAUCGAGGUAGGCCAAGAAAUGUCAAAUCUCUCACAGUAUACUUGCCCCACAUCAAGGCUAUACUGAUUGGACUGAGUUCUACGUUCCGGAAACUCUCUCUCUCCAUCACACAUAAACACACUUGAACAAAAGAACGUGUCUUUUUGUUGCAUUUAACUAAAUACUUGCUUUUUAUCUACCGACCCCCUCUCGAUUAGAACCAGAAUCGCCUUCACCGUCGUAUAAUAUGUAUAAUUGAGCCCCUACAAAGGAAGGAAAGAAAACUUAGUUAGAGUUAACUUUUAGAUCGUACUGCACAUUGACACACUCCUUUUCUAGAUGUGCAAAUAAAACACGUUGAGUAAAAACGCUAGAUUUACGAGGAUUCGAACUAAUAUGAAUACGAAUACGUUGACAUCAUUUGGUCGUCACUAUUUUCCGUUUCUGUUGAUAUUUGAAAGUAAGAAGUUUAUACUAGAUUAACCUUUAGCUGUAUUUAUACGUUGCACGGUUUGUCAUGCGUUUGCGUCCGGUGGGUUUAUUGGUUUGCUAAGCAAAACUUAUACCAAGCGUCAGGUAUGGUGCGCGCUCAGAGGGUUCGAUCGAUGAAAACCCAGAAGAAUGACAGCAUCUUCUGUCCUUACGUAUUGUGUAUUAUACCAACUGUUAUAAUUACGCACAAGGAAAGGGUAAUGCUUCUUAAGAUCUUAUCGGAGACGACGUUAGCAACAAGUAACACGAUUUUAAUCACAACAAAUGCCAUGCAUGUGUUCAGAACGGUAUUCCCCCAUAUAUAUGUAAGAACGAAAGUAAACCAAACCAUUACACAGAUAAAAA